AUGAUUUUCAACGUUGUCAUUCCUUUCUUCGCCCUAUUCUCUUCUGUGGUGUUUGCUGCUUAUUCCAACACUACUUUUGUGCCAACGACUUUGACUUUGAGCCCAACCAACUCGGUUAGCACCGAGACUUCCACCAUGACUUACGAGGAUGAGACUACUACUUUCUACAUCACUUCCACCUACUACCACACCUCGUGGUACACCCCUCUCUCCACUUCAUCUUUGGAGGCCGUUGUGACUGACAUUCCAACCACUUUUGAGAGUGCUGGUGAGUCCUACACUUCGACUGUCACCUCCACUGUGCAAAUUAUCCACACUGUCACUGGCGACAACUACCAAAACCAAAGUACCUCUGACGCAUGUGUUCCAGUUACUGUCACUGUUACUGCUGAUCCAGUUACUAAGUACGUGACUGUCACUCCAAUCUCUUCAGAGUAUCAAUGGAAGAACGCUACUCAAACUGCUUAA
Messenger RNA from Torulaspora delbrueckii, 468 nucleotides. RefSeq names its product Svs1p (gene SVS1). Lineage: Eukaryota; Fungi; Ascomycota; Saccharomycetes; Saccharomycetales; Saccharomycetaceae. The record is from RefSeq and is a predicted model, not a curated record. The transcript has a single exon. The coding region runs from base 1 to 468 and encodes 155 amino acids.